AUGCGUCACAUGGAAUGGGAAGACAUGGGAACGAAGUUCGACGGCCACUACUUACAUCAUCUCCGCUUUGCAGAUGACAUCGGGCUUAUAACACCCAACAUCGAGCAGGCGGACGAAAUGCUGGCCGAAUUCAACAACGCUUGUGGAGGGAUCGGCUUGAAACUGAAUCUAACGAAGACGAUGUUCACGAAAAACGGAUUGGUACUUGAUGCUCCCUCACGCUGUACGGAAGGAAUAUCUCUGCAUGCUCUGAAAGAUCGGCUUGAGGCCAAACUUAUCGAUGAAGAUUUCCAUGAGGAACGGAUAGUUACCUGA
Molecule: messenger RNA, 315 nt
Organism: Haemonchus placei
Lineage: Eukaryota; Metazoa; Nematoda; Chromadorea; Rhabditida; Trichostrongylidae
Source: the annotation of a GenBank genome assembly